UCUUUCCAUGUUUUUCCACAUCAUGUCACGUCCAUGUGUUUUUAAUUCCAAAUAGCUGAACGUGCUGGCUCUUGACCCAGAGACACUAAAUUAGUCGCUCUAUUUUUGUUUGUCUGACCUGCCUCAUGGCAUUCCUCUUUGCUUUAUCAUGCACCGGCCUGCUAUCUUAAUGAGACAUCACAGUGCUGGCUGUCUUCACUGGUGGUGGGAGCUCAAUCUGUUGUUUGUGAACCGGAGAGACCUGAGGGACCUCGAAGGCAGGAAGUCCAAAUGUCAAGGACCUAGAGUUCAGCUGAGAUGCCGCGGUUACAUCGCUUUCGAAAACGGAGCGGAGCUGAUCACGAGAGAGCUAUACAGGAGCACAAAUAAAAGAUAACAGCGCAAUUUCUGCAGGUGGCUUAAAAAAAAAAAAAAAAAAAGUGGACAAGGACAGGUACGACUACUACCUCUGCAAAAUGCCUGUGGAGACCCUCCCACGCCCAGUGAGGCAACCAGCGAGGACUGCUGUAGUUGCUAUACCCCCCCGCCUGCGGGCCAAGGGCCCACUGGGGCCGGACUUCUCCCGGCAAAGCCCCACAUCAGAAGGCAGACCAAAGCAGAGCGCGGUGGAGAGGCUGGAAGCAGACAAGGCUAAAUAUGUCAAGAGUCAGGUGGCUCUUUCUAAGCAGCAGCCAGUCAGGCCUCCCGAAGCACGGACGCCUCUGCUAGGCCCCGGCACUGCCCUGCAGCCAACCAGGAAGGCGCCGGCCCAAACAAAAACCAAGCAGGAGGGCGUCCCGCUUGACUUGGAGCACCUGAGUAACCUCAUCAGUGGUGUGAAUGAUGGACCCCAGUCCAGUGCCGCUGUAGGCUCAGAGGACAGUAAUGCUCCUGAUUGUGCUGCACACAGCUCUCCUUUCCCCGCACCUGUAGGGGCCGAGCAGAAAAAAGAGAGACCGUGUCCACCUCCCCGUCCUGACUGGUCAAGUCCAGCUAAGGUACGAUUAAAAGCCUCUGGACCUGCCAAGGUAGAGAAACCAGGCUCUCCUGGGUCUCCAGCUGCCAGAACCAUACGCAGAGUGGACGUCAUGCCUCAGGCCAGCCCUGUGAGGACGCUCUGCAGACCACCUCAUUUCGUCCGGCAGCCCCUGCAGCCCACACUCUUACCGUCCCAGUUUCCACUCCGCCCGGCUGCUUCACACCUGCGUCUCUUCCGACCUAGGACAGCACCAGGUACUUCUCCUCUGAAACCCGUCGUUGCCCCACCUAAACCUGUCAACCCUCCCUCCUCUCCAGCUGGAACCCCCGUCCCUGCUCCACCUCCCCUCAGCUUCCCCGUUUUCCCUCCUCCCUCCCCAGCGAUUACCCGCUUAUCCUCCUCCAGCUCCAGGAAACGCCCGUCUCUGACCCGGUCUAAAUCGGACAUGAGCGACCGGUACUCCAGGGCCGGGACAGAGCUGGAGCGCUUCUUCAACCUGUGCGGUUUGGACCCUGCAGACCUGCAGGAGUUGACUGGAUCCAGUUCUGACAUUGUUUCCCUCGCCCGUUUUCGCAGUGUGAGCGCCCCGGGGUCUGAGUGCGCAGGCUCUGGUAGAGAAGGUGAAGAAGAUGAUGACGAGGAAGCUGGCAAAGUGGCAGAACGUGUCCCCUAUGGUGUUUCUGUCAUCGAGAGAAAUGCCAGAGUGAUCAAAUGGCUGUAUGGGCUCCGUCAGGCCAAGGACAAUCCAAGUAAGAGCACCAAUUUAUAGGAGGGCGUUAAAUGGUCUAAAGGAUUUGAAACAUAAGUAAAAAUUUCAACAUGCAAAACACAUGGAGUGAUGGAGUCCCAUGAUUAAACUGGUAGUAAAGUGAAAUAUAUGAUGAGGUGAUAAAGUGAUGCAUGUAAUUUUUCUACUGAGUAACUCACUGAGCAUUUCUAUUCUCAGAAAGCCCCCCACCCUGACCCCCCAUUUUUUCUUUUUUGUUAUUUUGACUUUUCAAAUGUUUUUUUUCUUGUUUUUUUUUGUGAGUCUCAUAACGGGGCUGUUAACUUUAUUUUUGUCACCGUUUGGCCAGUGAGGUGACAUCUGAGAUCAACAAAUCACACUCUGCUGUAAAUGGACCUCAUUAAAGAUUGAAUGCUGCGAG
Messenger RNA from Xiphias gladius (swordfish), 2106 nucleotides. It is a transcript of the gene fam110a, whose product is annotated as family with sequence similarity 110 member A. The coding region runs from base 456 to 1727 and encodes 423 amino acids. The transcript is spliced from 2 exons. NCBI's taxonomy places the organism in Eukaryota, Metazoa, Chordata, Actinopteri, Istiophoriformes, Xiphiidae. The record is from RefSeq and is a predicted model, not a curated record.